Messenger RNA from Rhodotorula toruloides NP11, 1188 nucleotides. RefSeq lists its product as uncharacterized. Lineage: Eukaryota; Fungi; Basidiomycota; Microbotryomycetes; Sporidiobolales; Sporidiobolaceae. The record is from RefSeq and is a predicted model, not a curated record. Bases 1 to 1188 code for a protein of 395 amino acids. The transcript has 4 exons.
AUGCAGAAAGAGCCAGCAGUCAACCCGCGCCGCGCCAACUCGUUCUUCGCUCGCAAACACGACUUGGCUCCAGCGCCCGACGCGACGGCGGAAGGCAUGGAGCUGGCGCAGUACCAGCCGAGGGAGGUCAUGCGCGGCGGAGAAGGAGCGGGCCAGGCGGGACAGCACCGCGCCGAGUUGCGCCUGUCAACGACUUGCGGGACUUGCGGCGACACGGUCGCAAUGGAGGUGCCGCCUUGGCUCCUUGCUGCUCUCGAUGGAGCUCAGAGGACGCGCGAGAUGAUGCGCCAGGACCAGCUGCGCCAGCAGGACGUUGUGACGGUCGAGGGCGUCGCCUGGAGGGACCGUGUUGUCGACGGAGCGAUCGGCUUUGCAAAGGCAGUCAAGGCCUCCCCGCUCCCCGGCUUCAUCUUCAGCUGCCUCCAGACUCUCCUCGCCAUCGUCUUCUACCUCGACGCCCGCUUCUCCAUCCACCAACGUCUCGCCGUCGCGUUCGGCAUCUUCCUCGAGGGUCUGGUCGAGAUCGAGAAGGAGGUCGGCUUGUUGCGCAAUGCUGGAGAAGCAUUGAGCGUCGGCUGGGAAGCUACUGUCAAGGGUAUCAUCGCCUUCGCCAAGGCAGAGUCGUCGCAGAACCGCCGUCCCGAGAGGUCGUCGGCGCCUCAGCACGUGCCUCCUCCGGCAACUGAGCCGUGGCAGGCGUCGUUCUACGCUCCGGCCGACGACUCCUACACUUCGCCUCCGCUCCAACCUUCACAGUUCCCUCCGCACAUCCACGAGAGCGUCCAGUUCCCGCACAUCCAGAGCGCCUCGACCACCCGCGCACCCUCUCCGGCCCUCUCGCAUCCUCGCCCGCUCCGUCGCACUCACCUCUCCUCCCCCGUCCUCAACUCGGCCUACCUUUCCGGCAUGUCGCCCGUCCUCUCGCCAACGGACGAGCGCCCUCCCUCGCUCCACUCGUCGUCUCUCUCUGAGUCGAUCCUCCCGCCGUACGACGACGCAACCGCCGCCUCGACUUCCGCCUACCCUUCGUACGGGCAAGCGGUCCACCGCGUCCCCCUCACGAGGCAGCGGAGCGUCUCAGGCCCUGACGCCUGCAUCCCGCCUGCGCCUCCUUCGCCGAGCGGCUCGCGCGCCGGAUGGGCAGGCAAAGCGAUGCUCGGCCUUGCAGAGAGGAUGAAAGUCCUCUGA